AGUGCUGCACAAUACCCCGCGGAAGUUGGUUGUGGAGAGUAAAGAGGCGACGGGAUGUUGUCAAUUUGCGUGAAAUAGUGUUAAAGCACGUCGAGUUUUUUACCUGGACGGGUUUUAAAUUCUGCUGCAGAAACGGAAGAACGUCUGUUGGAGCAACAUGUUGGAGUGUGGCAUGCUGGAGCAGGACAGACGGGCUCUGAGGAGACGCUCUGCUAUUCUCUGCAAACAGCUGGUGGUGGAUGAGCUGCUCAUUCAGUCCUUACAGGCUGAAGACAUCCUAACCGAGAGCAUGGCAGAGAGCAUCAUGGCUGAGCAAACAUCUCAGAAACGAAGCUGGCGCUUAUUACUACUCUUACCAAAGCGGGGGCCCAGAGCCUUUAGCAGCUUCUGCUCAGUUCUGCUGGAAACUGAGCAGCAGCACCUGUAUGACUUGCUCAUACAAUCACCAGAAAAAGAUGGCAAAGAGACACCUGUAGAGAGUAUACAGCCUGAGGAAGAGCCAGAGGGAAAUGCAAGGCGACUAGACAGACAGACAACUGAAAAGAAGAGAGAGACAUCCUCAGUAGACAGAGAAGAAGAGAGCGAGGUGAGCAGCACCUCAUCAUGCUCAGUCCGAGCCUCAGAAAGCUGUCUGCGGUCAGAGUCACCAUUCAAAGGAUUGGUCCCAGUCAGGGAGAAAGACAGGAAGACAGAGAGACAGAGGAUGAAGAAAAGAGGAAGAGAUAAGAUGACAGAUAGGUUUGUGGACUCUCCCCUGCCACUUCCUACCCAAGAAGAAAUUGCUGCCAAGAGAGCAAGGACAUAUGCAGAGUCCAUGGAGUUCAGUCUGGAUGCAGAUAGUCCCAUCAACACUCCUGUGCUCCCGUGCACUCCUGACUUUUACCUCUCUCACUACCAGCAGUCUUACAGAAUGAAAUCAUCCCCUCGUGGUUUUGCUUUGGUGAUCAGUAAUGUGACCUUUGAUCCUUGUGCUGCACCCGACCUUGACCCGAGGAAGGGAGGUGAGGUGGAUGACGAGGUCCUCCGGAAGGUUUUCACAGAGCUGGACUACGUGGUUACAGUCCACAGAGACCUCACUGCUCAGGGCAUGAGGACGUGCAUCGAGAACUUUUGCCGUCGGCAGACCCACCGGAAAGGGGACAGCAGUGUGGUGUGUCUGCUCUCCCAUGGAGUGGAAGGAGCUAUAUAUGGUACAGACGGACAGCUCCUGCCGCUGGACUGGGUGUUUGAGUCCUUUGACAAUGCGCGCUGUCCCCUGCUACAGAACAAGCCGAAGAUGUUUUUCAUCCAGGCGUGCAGAGGAGAGGAGAUGGACUGUGGAGUGGAGCAGAUCGAUGGGCCAGCGAGGACCUGCUCACCAGGCUGUGAACAGCGAGAUGCUGGGAGGGAAGAACAGGGGGAUGCAAACUCCAGACACGGAGGGGACAUGGGGAGGCCCAGGAUUAAACUGCCCCAGCGGUCUGACAUGAUCUGUGGCUUUGCAUCUCUCAAAGGUCAGAAAAUUUGCACAGCGGCGAUGCGGAACACCAAGAGAGGAUCCUGGUUUAUCCAGGAACUUAACACAAUGCUGCGCCACCACGCCAGAGACACACACCUUGCAGACAUCAUGGUGCAGGUCAACAGACGUAUUAAGGAGCGGGAGGGUUACGCUCCUGGCACCGCCCACCAUCGCUGCAAAGAGAUGUCGGAGUUCACCAGCUCAUUGUGCAAAGACCUCUACCUUUUCCCCAAGUACCAACCCCAGUAUUGAUAAGCAAAUAUGCACAUACACAGAUAAACACACGCAGACCAUUCCUUGCAUUGAAGCCACUCAGUAAGGGCAAACGACUGUUCAUUCCACUCCAAUUACUGCCACACAUUCACACAUUCCUCUGUUACAACUUCAUGACCAAACAGAGGAUUUAUUCAUUCGUAUUUUCUGUGUAAAUACUGCCUCCUCAGACAUGCACGAACACACAUGCAUGCAUACUGUAUAUUCGCACAAAUCUUGGAAAGAAAAAAAAGGAGCGAGCUUAUGUUAAUCUACAUGUACUCGGAAAUGGGCAACGUAUUAGCAUACAAUUUACUCAUGUCUCUGUGUGUCUGCGUCUAUGCCAGUUAGAGGGAUAAGUUUAUAAUCCUUUUUAGUCAGACAGAAUCGAAUUUUGUUCGUUUUCUUACCGCACAGCUACUUUGAGGUUUCACUCUCUCUUUUUAAAAUGUAUUUUGUACACAGAUCUAUUUUCGUGGCUUUAUUUUGUAUGAAAUUGUUUUUAUAUGGAUUUUUUAAGCCCAUUCGCUUUAUUUGUAUAUAAUGUUUGUUAUGAGUUGAGACCAUUUCUUGUUUUUAGCAUAGUGACAGGCAGGGGGCAGCACAGCAGAGAUAAAUGCAUUUCAUCGUCUGUCUUGCAUCAAUAUUAUUCAUAUUUCCAGUUCAAAAUAGUCUUUACUGUCAUGAUUGCAGACAGCUUUCAUUUUAGGUAUAGUCGGCUACGGUGAUGAUUAAACGGUAAAGUCUCUGCAACAGGUUUUUUUUCAACCUGCUCUCGUCAGAGAAGUUCACUUUUUUUUUCUCACAUAGUUUUCUUAUGAAGAGGAAAUUAACCUACAGGGCAGCUUCAAAACAAAACCUGGAAUUGUUUAAUUUUUUAUUUUUUAUUUUUUUCGCUUUCGUUUGUUGAUGUUCAAUCAGGAAAAUUCAGCUUUUCAUAAAGAGCACCCACUGUAAAUAUCAGCUGUGUUACUGUAGAUGUGUCCCUGUCAGGGUGGUGGGCUGCCAGGGGAAUGUGGUGCUACUUGUGGGGUCUUCCACCUUCAGUGUGAACUCUGACCUUUACGCUAACCCUGACUCCUAAUAGUGUUUCUCCCUCUGUGUGGGAGCUGCACGUCUAGUUAGUCCCCCAACUGUUUUUGUGGUGUUUUACUGUAGCUGAUACAGUAAAGAUAAAACGUGUAUUUCACAUGUCUUCCGUAAACGAUAUGCAGUUUUCUACAGCAGCCUGUGCCAUGUGAGGAUGAUCUAUUAGAUGAAUUUAUGACCAUAGAGCUUUCACAGUAUAUUGUAUCUCUUUGGCACACACACACACACACACACACACACAGAGAAAUCAAUUUCUCAAGGCUGUGUGAGUAUUGAUGUUUCCCAGAAAAGCCCUGAUCAAGCAAAGUGUGUUUUGUUACAACAGUGUUGUAGUGAAGGAAACGGAGUAUAUGGUUGAAACAAUAUUGAUUGUUAACCAUCUGUAAACAAGGAUGCUUUUAAGCUGCAUGUGAGGUGCUAGAAGGGUAGAAUUUACCCUGGUCUGGAAGUUGCUCACCUUUCUUAUCCUUUUGGUUCUUGUAAUUAUUGAAACACAAACAUUGGAGUAGUAUAAAAGGGUUACGCUCCUGGGUCGAGAUGUGUUGAAGGUUGUUGCCAAGCUCUGCUGAGGUGCAGAGUUUAGGGGGCUGGAGAGAGAUUUUAUUUUUGUCGAUACCAAUGACUGCCAAAUGUUCUAUACAAUAAACAAGCCGUGGUUUUUAAACAAGA
Messenger RNA from Sebastes umbrosus (honeycomb rockfish), 3508 nucleotides. RefSeq names its product caspase 2, apoptosis-related cysteine peptidase (gene casp2). Gene Ontology annotation, molecular function: cysteine-type endopeptidase activity. The record is from RefSeq and is a predicted model, not a curated record. Gene Ontology annotation, biological process: proteolysis; regulation of apoptotic process. Lineage: Eukaryota; Metazoa; Chordata; Actinopteri; Perciformes; Sebastidae.